Linum trigynum is the source of this 6905-nucleotide messenger RNA. The record is from the annotation of a GenBank genome assembly. Lineage: Eukaryota; Viridiplantae; Streptophyta; Magnoliopsida; Malpighiales; Linaceae.
CGAUUUCCCCCCAAAAUUGACACUUCCCCUGCAAACAGAACUCUCUCCUCCUACACAAAUACAAAAAACUAACACAGCAGAAAAUUUCGGAGACCCCACAACUGCAAGAAACGGGAAAUUUGGCGAGUUUUAAUAAACUUGACAAAAAUAGCCAGCCAAUGAAAUAAAAACAAAUAAUAUAAUAAAACAAGAAAGACGUCAAAAUUUUCAGUCUGCCCCACACAUUUCUUUUCCCUUUUCCCUUUGGUCCACCACCCCACUCCCCACGCCCUUUCUUUCUUCCCCAUUCUCCCAAUUCCCCAGUCAAGAGUCAUGAAACCCGCCGCCUAGCACAACCCCCGAUUUCCUCCCCCCGGCGAAAAAAUCAUGCCGUCUCGCUCGAUUCUCUCGCCGGAGCAAACCGUCCAUCUCGCCGCCAGUAGCGAAUCCCCUUCCCCCGUCUUCCCUCCCUCGCCAUCUCCCCUCCUCCCCCACCACCGACUCUCUUCCCGCCAACUCCUCCCCCCACUCGCCGCCGCCACCACCACCGUGGCUUUCUCCUUCCUCCUCAUCUUCGCCGCCUGCUUCCGCAAGCUCACCCAAAAGCGGACCGUGCCUUCCGACUCCAAGCCCCCUCACCGCUUCCCUCACUCCACCCUCCGCCGCGCCACCAACAACUUCUCCCCCGCGCUCCGCCUCGGCCAGGGCGGGUUCGGGUCGGUCUUCCGGGCCACGCUCCCCGACGGGCAACUCGUCGCGGUGAAAUUGAUGGACUCCGGGUCGCUUCAGGGGGAGAGGGAGUUUCAAAACGAGCUCUUCUUCGCGUCGAAGCUCGAAUCGCCUCACGCUGUCACCGCCAUGGGAUUCUCCGCCGACAGGAGGCGGAGGGCCAUGCUGCUCGUCUACGAGCUGAUGCCCAACGGGAAUCUGCAGGACGCUCUGCUCCACAGGAAGUGCCCCGAGCUGUUCGAGUGGAAGCAGAGGUUCAGCGUCGCCGUGGAUGUCGCUAAGGGGUUGGAGUAUCUUCACUCGUUGGAUCCGCCGGUGAUUCACGGCGAUGUCAAGCCCAGCAAUGUUCUGUUGGACCAGUUCUUCUCGGCGAGGAUUGCGGAUUUCGGUUUGGCUUGGUCGAAGGCGGCGGCGGAGGAGGGGAAUCAGGGUAAUCCGGCCGAGAAUCGGGUCGUCCUUGAAAAGAGGAACGGGGAAUCGGAGAUGAAGAAGGUCGAAUUGGAGGCGGAAGAUUGUGGAUCUGUGAUGGAAGCAGAGAGCGUGACCACCGCAGGGUUCGAGGAGUUCGGUUUUGGAGUGGACCAGUCGCCGGAGAGCGUGUUCAGAGGUCCGGUGUCCCUCACGUCGCCGGAGACAGCCGGGGGUGUCAGUUUGUCGCCGGAGACGGUCGGGGUACCCAUCUCGCCGCCAACAGAGGUAAUUAUGGAUAUCGAUAAAGUUAGUGUAGCUAGCGGGAAAGAAGCAGGGGAGUUUAAAAAGAGUGGGAAAGCCUCAAAGAGUGGUAAAGAUUGGUGGUGGAAACAGGACAAUGGCGUCCCCGCCUCUGCCGCCGGUGCGGCAGCGCCGGUGAAGGACUAUGUAAUGGAGUGGAUUGGAACAGAGAUCAAGAGGGAAACCCCCAGCAGCGAAUGGAUUUCAAGUUCAACUCCAUCGACCAGCAACCAACCGAUUACCAAAACCAGCAAAAAGAAGGAACAACGCAAGCGAUUGGAUUGGUGGGUAUCACUCGACGAGGAGAAGGAGAAGAAGAUUCUCAAAAAGGAAAGGAAAAGGGCGCCAAGGGAAUGGUGGAAAGAAGAGUACUGCGAAGAGCUGGAGAAGAAGAAGAGGAAGCAGAAGAAGAAGGAACGAGAAAUGGGCAUUGUAAAGGGCAACUCCGCCGAAGAUUGGUGGCCUGCUGCAGGGGACGGAGAAGAAUCAUACACCGGAGGAAAGAAGAAGAGGAAGAAGAACAGUAGCCACGAUUGGUUCAGCGGCGAGCUCUUCAGAGGCCGAUUCAACAGCCACGACUCGCUCAGCGGGGACAUUGCAAUCCCCAAGAGCGGCGGAGUCAGCAGCACGCCGAGCAUGCGAGGGACAGUCUGUUACGUGGCGCCGGAGUACGGCGGAGGAGGGGACUUGUCUGAAAAGUCCGAUGUCUACAGCUUUGGGGUUCUGCUCUUGGUUGUGAUGGCAGGGAGGCGGCCCCUUCAGGUGACGAAUUCGCCCAUGUCCGAGUUCCAGCGUGCCAAUCUGAUACAUUGGGCUCGAAACCUGGCUCGAGCAGGGAAGCUGAUCGAUCUGGUCGAUGGAUCGAUACGAGGUUUGGAUCGAGAGCAGGCCACAUUGUGCGUCACGGUGGCUCUGCUCUGCUUGCAGAAGUCUCCGGCUGCUCGGCCGUCGAUGAAGGAGGUUGUCGGGAUGUUGAGUGGUGGUGUUGAGGUUCCUGCUUUGCCUAUCGAGUUCUCCCCUUCGCCUCCUUCAAGGGUUCGGUUCAAGUCCAAACAGCGGAAGAAGGGAAGUCUCAACACUGAUAAGCCAUUGUAGAUGAUUGGUUUUUGUUGGUUUCUUCUUUCCACUGUUUUGAUUGUAUAGAAAAGAAAGAUCCUUUUGACUUUACAAUGAACCAUUGAUCUUGCCUUAGAUAGUUUGAGUUUGAGCUGUAAUAAUACUGAGCUAAACGUGCAAGAGUUGUCUCUGCUGAAGCUCCAUUGAUAAUCAGUGUUGGAUUUUAGAGGAUUCGGUUAGGGAAGAAUUGCUUCCUUGUCUCUGAUUGCACGCCUGUGAUCUGUUGUCUCCAUCCAUUUUUGCCUGCCAUCCAUUUAUGGUAGCCGAAUUGUCAGCUUCUGCAACUUUGGGUUCUUUACUUGUUGCUCACGGUACUCGGCUCUGAUGGAUACAAUACGGCAUUUGAGGCUUGGCAUGAUCUGCCGACGGAUCGCUGGGACAAUGACACUCGAAAUUCAUCCCCUACCUGGCUAGGUAGGAAGAGGGUAAAGCUGAAAAGUUGGUUUUGUCCUGUUAUAUGUUUCAGAAGCCAGUACAGUGAAAUGUCUCCUUCGUUUGAUGAUAGUCGGUUUGCACUGAAUGGAACUGCUAGAAAACUAUAUAUACAUAUCAAACACACACAGUUAAACGAUCGUUCUUCUUGUUCCCAGGAAAAUCUGGGAAAUGCGGUCGAUUAGUCGAUCGCUUUCAGCGGUACACCGAGUUUAGGACUUGUUUGCUUGAUGAAUUUGGUGAGGGAUUUGGUGAGAUCAUGGAUUUUGUCCAAAAUCUAUUGUUUGUUUCAUGCAUUUAGGGGAAACAAAUCUGUUGGUUCCACGAACUUUAAGGGACCAAAUCCGUGGACCCCACGGACUUGAAAGUUCCACCUAUAUAGGUGGGAAUUGAUUAUGGACUUUGAAGUCCAUCAUUUUUUACCAACAUACCUUUCAUAUUUGCUUUCUCUUCUUAUAUCGCAGGUCGGGAUAGCAAUAGGGUAGCCCAUACUGUGGCUAGAAAGGCCCUAACUUUGUAUCCGGCUUCUUGUCGAUUGUUUGAUUUUCAGGCCUGGCUUCUAUCCAUGAUGUAAUUGUCUUCUUUUCAUUCAAUAUAUGAUUAUCUUUUGUCAAAAAAAAAAAAAUUUAUCAAAUCCAUAAUAAACCUAAAACCCUCAUAUAUCCAUGGUUUUUCAAAACCCAAAUUAUACCAAAACCUUCAUUUUUCAAAUUCACGACACAAACGAGCGUCUGGUGUUUAAGUUAAAUCCAUGGAUUUCAGGCUUUUGGUUAACUUGGUCCUAUAAUACAACGCAAGCAAGCCAAUCUAAGGAGUGAGCUCGGCCUGCUAUAAAAGAAACUAAAGAAAUACAUCCUGAAAGCCCAAACGAGUCCACUUGAGUUGAGUCCAUAAAUAAACGAAUAAAAGAGUCCACUAAAGUUUGACCAUUGUCCUACAUAACUAGCAGAUCAAGAAUCACAUUGUUGUGCCAAGAUUGUCAACCACGGGCCGCUCCGUCAGUUAAUUAGUUUUGUUCCUAAUUCAGUGAGAAAAAUGGGUAUGGGAUUAGGUGCUAAUUUUUAUAGGGGUUAGUACCGUGAUAAUUAGCAAAAAACGCUACUAAAAAUAACGAAAUCACUACGGAUUAUUAUAAAAUCAAUACAACAUCUAAGCUAAAUCACUACUAAUUCAAACUAGUAGUAGUUUUACACUUGGUUAGAACGGUGCUAACUAUUGUACAAUUAGCACCGUAGCCGUUCCCGAAAAAUGGUCCACAUACUUACGAGUCGAUGUGCGAUAAGCUUAUCGAAUUAUAGGUCAUACAGAGUCAUUUUUCCUUUUAGUUAGCGAAAUGCUUCUCUUUUGCAAUUUUACUAUUCACCUAGUUCUCUCUUUGGAAUACUAAGUUAAACAUUUUAAUAUUGAUGUUAUAUAAGUGUAUCUGAAUUUUCAUUAUAUGUUGGAUCCAAGUACGAUAUGUUUUUUUGGUGUAAUGUUAUAUACUAUUACUCAUGAAAUUUUAUAUAAUUUAUAAAUGAACAAUAUAAUGACUUUUUCAUAUUUUCGAACUAAACCGGUAAAGUGGUCGGACCAUUAAUCCUCAACCCACUUGUUCAACUAGACUAGCAGGUUAAACCGAGUUGACAACGUUGAUACCAUCCAUCAUGCAUACGUCUAGAACCCCCCUCCCCCUCCCCUACUGACACUAUUUAAGCUAACGAGGCUUCAUUGUGUCUUGUUGCACUAGAUGACUUAAACACAAUUUUUUAUUUAUCAUAGAUAGAUUGUUAAUUUAUAGAUAGGGUAUUACAAGGUAUUGAAAAGUAAAUAGUGGUAGUCAAACAAUUGUUGAGCUACCGAUGCAAGGACCGUUUUUGUCACACAGUAGGCAGUCCUGUUAGUUCUACGAGGAGAAAAAAAACAAAACAAAUGAAUGAAGAGGUCUUCAGCAAACAAACUUCCUCAAGUAUUGCACCACUCCAGUCAUCAUUCUCCAUAGCUCGCCGAAUGACAAGUUGCGAGUCACCAAAAAAACAAAUAGAAGAAAAACCACGAGUUAAGAACCAAUCCAUUGAAUCUCGAAGCGCUAAAAGUUCCAUUAUGAACGGAUCCGACAGACCUUCACAGAACUUACCGUAAGCACAAACUAUGGAGAACUCACAAGAGAAGCCCACAAAACCAAUGGUUCCCUCCUAGAUUCCGUUGAAGAGCACCAUCAAAGUGGACCAGAAGCCCCCCUGGAGGGCAAGUUGCUGCCGCAUCCAACUGUGGAGGGUGUCGAACUGCUGGGUUCCUUCGUGGAGUUGGACUCAAAGCCGCUCUCCAUUCAUCUCGCUACGCAGUAAAUUGUUGAUAGAGUUUACCCGACAAGUAUCGGAUAUGGUCAUAAACUAAACAACAACGCCCUUCCAAAGCCUCUAUGAUAAGAACACUAAUUCUGCAAUGCCAAAUUUUUUCAGUUGCAGAGAAAAGAAAAGUUGGUGCCAAGCUAGAUCAGCGUCCAAAUGACCUAUGGCUUGGCGAAUAUGAUCCUUCCCAACGAAUACCCAAACCACACAAGCUAUUUUUCAAUUAAAAAGGUAGUGGGAUACAUUUUCAGCUGCAGUUAAACACACAAGACAUAUACUUGUUGAACUUAAUGACUUAGCCUGAAGAAUUGAGAGGAAUGGCAAGAAGCCUCGCACAAUCCGCCAUAAAAUGAAUUUCAACUUGGGCGGGAUAGUAAACUCCACAAUGUCUUCCAAAACAGCUUAUCCAGGUGCUGUGGGAGUGCUGCAAACAUUUCAAUUCUGGCCGUCGACAGUAAUUGAUAUCCCGUCUUCACUGUGUACUAGCCCGUGUUGGAGUAAUGGCAAAUGAGUUUGUUAGGCUGAGAAGAUGCCAGGAGAGGAAUGGAAAGGAUCCAUGUCACGUUGUCACUGGUGAAUGUAGCUCGAAUAAGAUCACCAUUCUAUGUACGGGUGAGCGAAUGAAUUAGAGACGCCACAUAAGGGUUCGCCACCGAGACACCCUGUAAAAGAACUGGUGAAGAAGGAGGAGAAGAUGGUAACCAAGGAUCUGCAAGAGUGAUUAUGGUUGUCUUGCAUCCAACUUGCCAUCUAAGCCCAUUUUUAAGUAACUUCAACUUUUAAGUACUCUAUGCCAAGCUAAAGAAGGUCGGUUACCCGCUGGUGCAUUUAGAAAGUCACAUUGGGGAUGAUAGCUCGCAUUGUACAUACGAGCUAGAGUGGAAUUAGUGGAUAUCAAAACCUUCCAAGGUUGUUUAGCCAACAUGGCCACAUAACAAAGUCAAAAUCACGGAAUCCCAACCUUCCAUGAAAUUACGGACACCUAUAGCUGGCCAAGAAAUCAAAUGCUUCCCGUCAUCUUUGUCCUGGCCAGCCCACCAAAAUUGCGCUAAUUAACUAUUCAAUCGACAACAGCUAGCAGAUGGAAUUCUGAAGGAGAACAUCGUGUAGACUAGAGUCGUCGAGCCAAUAGCUUUGAUCAUCACUUCUUUUGUUGCCAAGGAGAGAGCUUUAGACUGCCAACUCUGAAUGCAGGCAGUUAAUGCAUCCUCGACAAAUUGGAAGGUGAGAACCUUAGAACUCGGAAUAUGCGCUAGAAAACCGAGGUAUUUAUCAAGAUUUUCAAUUGAUGAGACUCCCAAAAGGGUUGCCAACUCCUGAGCUUCCCGAUUAGAAAUAAUAGAACUAAAACAAACUGUGGAUUUCUGCAGGUUAACCUUUUGUCCACCAGCCGCCUCAUUCAAACUCAAAAGUUGGAAAAGAUGAUUGCAUUUUGUAGAAGAGGCCCUCAGAAAAAGAUAUGAAUCAUCGACAAAGAAUAGAUGCUAGGUGGUGGGGGAAAUAUGCCGAUGAAUCUUCAGGCCAUGGAGUUGCUGUGAUCCGAGUGAAUUGGAGAGCAAGAUCGAGAAAGCUUUUGUAUAUGUAGCAAAAUGAAUAGGGACAUUAGAU